GAUUCUACUCCCUCACUCAGCUCCUUUUUCUCAAAGGUUGACGAGGGUUCAAUCAAUGUCCAUAGCUCGAAAACAAGGGUCAUAAUCAUACCGGCGUGCACAAUGCUGGGCAAACUCGCCACUGCAGCAGUGUCGUUGCUUGUCCUCUUGGCGGAAGGUUGCGAAGAUCAUGACUGGACCUCACCUCUCCUGGGCGGCUAUGUCAAUCACGCCUUGAUGAGCAGACAUGAUCGAACGAGAACGAUCGAAAAGCGAAUCCAGCCUGGCGCUCUGCCGACGCUGCCUCAGCAGAUCAAAGACAUUCAUUGGGGCCAGGUCAACUUCUUGUCGACGACGGACACGCAUGGCUGGCUCGCUGGACACUUGCUUGACGAGAACUACAGUGCCGACUAUGGCGAUUUCGCAGAUUUUGUCAAGAAGAUGAAGGUGAAAGCGGACGUUCUCGGCGUCGAUCUGCUCUUGAUUGACAGCGGUGACUUGCACGAUGGGACAGGUUUUGGGGAUGCAACGACACCCAACGGCAAAUUCACCCUCCCCAUCUUCAAGCAACUCCCCUAUGACCUGCUCUCAAUAGGAAAUCACGAGUUGUACACCACUCAAAUUGCCAACGACACGUACCGAAAUUUCGCACCAAACUGGGGUGGAAGAUAUGUUACGAGUAACGUGGACAUCUACGAUGACGGCGUGCGGAAACCGUUCUCGAAUCGUUAUGCUUACUGGCAGACGAAGUUUGGAGUUCGAAUCAUGUCAUUUGCUUUUAUCUUCAAUUUCACUGGCAACUCCAACGCCACCAUCGUCACGCCCGUCGGCACUGCCGUGCAACAGGCCUGGUUCAAAGAGCAAGCGAGCCGGACGGACAUUGAUAUGUUCGUGAUCAGUGGCCACAUCACGCUUCGCAAGUCCACAGAGUGGGAUCUAAUCUACUCUGCAAUUCGUCAGUACCAUCCCACGACACCAAUCCAGAUAUUUGCAGGUCAUCGCCACAUCCGAGAUGCCGUUGCUUGGGACGCCACGGCCUUUGGCACUGCUGCUGGACGAUAUUGUGAGACUGUGGGGUGGUCCACCAUCGAUGGGCUCCCUUCGAACGUCACAAGAGCAAAGUCUCCUCAAGGAAGUGGAACAAUCAAGGUCACCAAAGCUUCACCCAUUCCGCAGCUGAACUUCACGCAAUCCACAUCAUCCAACCUGACAUAUACUCGUCAAUACUUGGACUUCAACAGACCUACCUUCGAGAAGCACGUCGCCUCUCUCAAGCAAGGCUUCAACACCUCAUACGGCCAAGGCAUCUCCCGUCAAAUCACCUUGAACUUCAGCACACUUCCGCAGCUGACAAACUUGCUUGGGUGUGCCCCGGACUCAUACUACCAAACUCGCUUCCCACCCGAAUCCCCCAACAAUCUCUACACCUGGCUCACAACCACCGUCUUCCCCGCCGUCGUAUACGCCCCCGACCGCAACAACACUCCUCGCAUCAUCCUGACCAACACCGGCGGUUUCCGCUACGACAUUCUCCAAGGACCUUUCACUCUCGACAACGCCUACCAAGCCAAUCCCUACCAAAACGUUUGGCAAUACAUGACCGCCCCUUGGGGCGUCGCCAAAAACAUUCUCGCUAAUAUGCAAAUGGACAAAGUCUACAAACGCGAAGCAGAAGCAAACAACGACGACCAAAACAUCUACGACCCUUCCACCGGCCUCUGGGAAACCCCGGGCUAUUACACUUCGGACGACUUUGGCGAAGAUGGCGAUAAUACUUUACAUUUUGAUCAAGAAACAUAUCCCGCGGGCCACUACGUCGCGGCGAAUGUUUCCACGGAAGAAAUUACGAGUGAUGAUGUGUUGGUGGAUGUCUAUGUUACGAGCUUUUUUGCGGAUGCGGCGGGCAAGUAUUUAAGUGGGAAUUUGACAGACUGGAGAAAUGUGACGAUGAGGAAUGAUAGUAGUAUAGGGACAGGGAGUAGUAUGGCAGGAGGGGGAGGAGGGGGAGAAGAGGAGGUGGUUUUUACGAGUUUUGAUACAGUGCCGACUUUUGCGAGGUUGUUUUGGGAGAGGGAUUGUUGAGAUGGAGAUGGAGGUGUGGAUGUGAAGGGUGUAUAG
Molecule: messenger RNA, 2097 nt
Organism: Sphaerulina musiva SO2202
Lineage: Eukaryota; Fungi; Ascomycota; Dothideomycetes; Mycosphaerellales; Mycosphaerellaceae
Exons: 4
Coding region: 103-2061 (652 amino acids)
Biological process (GO): nucleotide catabolic process
Cellular component (GO): cytosol
Molecular function (GO): hydrolase activity
Source: RefSeq, a predicted model, not a curated record